UUUACAAUUCUCAAAAUAGUUCGUCUUGGUGACGACUGACGAGGUUUUGAAGCGCUGCGGUUGGGCAAAGAUAAACCCUCACACCUAACGGUCUUGGAACCAGCUUCACAUUUUCUCUCUCCCGCUCGCUCGUUCUUGCUCGAUCGUGCAGCAGACGCAGAUUUUCAAUUGAGCGUUGUUCACCAGAACGAAUUGGAGGCCAUGGACUCUGUCGUGCAAGACUCGGCAGAUCAGCAACCUCAACCACAGAAGAUACAAAUAUAUCCUACCGUUACCACAGGAGUUUCCCCCUUCUGGAGAGAUAAAUAUGAAAGAGAUGCUAUGAAGUAUUGGGAUAGAUUCUACAGGCAACAUGAAGACAGAUUUUUCAAAGAUCGGCACUACUUGGACAAGGAAUGGGGUCAAUAUUUCUCUGGAGCACGAGGAAAAGCCCUUUUGGAGGUUGGCUGUGGUGCUGGAAACGCUAUCUUUCCUCUGAUUGCUACAUACCCAGAAAUUUUUGUCCAUGCAUGUGAUUUCUCAUCUCGUGCUGUUGACUUAGUGAAGACGCAUAAAGACUACACUGAGAACCGUGUUAACGCUUUUGUGUGCGAUCUAACCAUUGACGAUUUGAGCAGGCACAUUUCUCCGUCUUCAAUAGAUGUUGUAACCAUGAUAUUUGUGCUAUCUGCAGUGUCGCCGGAGAAGAUGUUUCUAGUUUUGCGUAACAUUAAAAGAGUCCUCAGGCCAAAUGGUUAUGUGCUGUUCCGUGACUAUGCUACUGGUGAUCUUGCUCAGGAAAGAUUCUCUUGCAAGGAUCAGAAGAUCAGUGAGAACUUUUAUGUCAGGGGUGAUGGCACUCGUGCAUUCUAUUUCUCAAAUGACUUCUUGACAAGUUUGUUUAAAGAAAAUGGGUUUGAUGUUAAAGAAUUUGGUUUAUGCUGCAAACAAGUUGAAAACCGAGCACGUGAGUUGGUGAUGAAUCGGCGUUGGCUCCAAGCUGUGUUCCAAUUUUCAGAUGGUUUAAAUUCUUUUUCGAGUACAGAAGGUGAAGUCAAGGUAGGCAUUAUUGGUCAAGACAUUCAGGAGUUGGAGCUCAAGGAGAACAAUCUGAAGGAUUCUAUGAACAACAAUGAAGUUGACAUGUCCGAGGGUUUGGCUGAAAUGUUUGGUAUUUCACCUUCCAAUAACAACGAGAUCAUUGAGGUCAACCUCAAAGGGAUGAACUUCAAGAUUGAGGCGCUUUCCAAGGAGUACCAACACACUUGUAAAUCAACUGGAUUGAUGCUGUGGGAAUCGGCCCGUUUGAUGGCUUCUGUCCUUGCAGAAAAUCCAAUUACUGUUGCUGGGAAAAAAGUUUUGGAGUUGGGGUGUGGCUGUGGGGGCAUCUGCUCUAUGACCGCUGUUAAAUCAGCUGACCUUGUGGUUGCUACUGAUGGUGAUACACAAGCCCUCAAACUGUUGAGCCGAAAUGUAAAUUCUAACCUUGGACCACCACUGCUUGCUAAACUGUCAACAAAGGUACUAGAUUGGGGAAACAGAGAACAUAUAGAAGCUAUCAAGGAAAUCAAUAGUGAGGGCUUUGAUGUCAUCAUAGGCACCGAUGUAACGUACGUUCCUGAAGCUAUUUUUCCCUUGUUUGCCACUGCCAGGGAAUUGAUUUCGACAAACAGAAGCAAUAGUGAGGACCAGCAACCCGUAUUAGUUCUGUGCCAUGUGUGGCGCCGAGUUGAUGAACCAUCUUUACUUUCAGCUGCUUCGCAAUUUGGUUUUAGGCUUGUUGAUAAGUGGUCGGCGAGAUUAAGUGAUCAAUCUGGAAGUAGUAUUGUCAGCUCUUGGUUUCCAAAGGAUAUAUCUACCGAGAGUAUUGGAGAUACAGCAUUGAUUAUCAUGUAUUUUCACAGGGAAUGAUAGACAUCCUGAGCUUCCAUUCAUUAGUUUUGAAUCUUUUGAUUAUAUUUAUCGAGAAAAGGGUUUGCAGAAUGAAAUGAUACUGACAGAAUCAGUGUGAUAUAACAUGAAUUCUUUGUUUUCCCGAAUGAUUGCUCUAAGAUUGACAUACAUGUGAUGCGUUGAAUGGUGUAAUUCUUACACUGAAA
Tripterygium wilfordii is the source of this 2078-nucleotide messenger RNA. RefSeq lists its product as uncharacterized. The coding region runs from base 202 to 1890 and encodes 562 amino acids. The transcript is spliced from 14 exons. The record is from RefSeq and is a predicted model, not a curated record. Lineage: Eukaryota; Viridiplantae; Streptophyta; Magnoliopsida; Celastrales; Celastraceae.